AUGCAUUGGUGUUAUUUUUCCUUACCGAGCAGAGAUGAAUCUCAACUAAUCCAAACAAUUGUGGAAGCCACAUUAAGCAAAUUGAAUCGAACAACUCUACACGUUGCCAAAUACCCAGUUGGAAUUGAGGACCGUUUAAAGGAACUGUAUCCAAUAAUAGAUAUUGGAAAUAACAAUGUGAGAAUUAUAGGGAUCUAUGGGAUUGGUGGCAUAGGAAAGACCACUUUAGCAAAAGCCCUUUACAAUACAUGUUUUAACAAAUUUGAGAGUUCCAGCUUCCUUGCAGAUGUUAGAGCAACCUCAGAGAAACAUGGUUUGCUUCGGUUGCAAGAAACCCUUCUGUUUGACAUGUUAGGGGCUAGAAAUUUGAAGGUUGGCAAUAUUCAUAGAGGAAUCAACAUCAUAAAGGAUAGACUUCGUCACAAAAGAGUACUUCUAAUUCUCGAUGAUGUUGAUCGAAAAGAUCAGCUGGAGGCACUAGCAGGAGUGCACAAUUGGUUUGGUUUAGGGAGCAGAAUCAUCAUAACAACCAAAAAUAAACACUUACUAACCACUCAUGGAGCCAAUGGAAUGUACGAGGUACGAGGAUUGGACAACAAUGAUGCCCUUGAACUUUUAAGUUGGAAUACUUUUAAGAUGGGUAAACCGACAGAAGAUUACCUUGAGCUUUCAAAAUUUGUUGCAGAUUAUGCUAGUGGCCUUCCCUUAGCUCUUGAAGUAUUGGGUUCUUUCCUAUCUGGCAGGAGUAAAGAUCAAUGGAAAAGUGAAAUACAUAAUUUGGAAAAGAAACCGGAUGAAAAUAUAUAUAAAAUCCUUAAAACAAGUUAUGAGGCUUUACAAGAUGAUCAGAAGGCUCUUUUUCUUGAUAUUGCAUGUUUCUUUGUGGGAGAAGAUAAAUUUCAUGUUCUCGAAGUACUUGGAGAUAGUAAUUUCUCCCCAAUUAUUGGAAUUGGAGUUCUUCUUGACAUGUCUCUCAUAACGAUAGAGUUCAACAAGCUGAGAAUGCAUCAUUUGAUACAAGAAAUGGGUAAGGAAAUAGUCCGUCAAGAAUCCCCUGAAGUUGGCAAACGCAGUAGAUUAUGGUUUCCAGAUGAUGUUUUUCAUGUAUUAUCAGAAAACACAGGAACAAAUUCGAUCGAAGGCAUUAUGCUGAGGUUGCCUGAACCAAGAACACUAUGCUUAAAGGCUAAAUCAUUCAAAAAAAUGAGAAGGCUUCGACUACUUAUCUUUCGUGAUGUAGGCCUUUCUAAUGACAUUGCUUAUCUUCCUAGUUCAUUAAGGUUUAUCAAUUUGCCCGGAUACAAAUUAGCCACUCUUCCAUUCAAUUCUGGUCCAAAACAACUUGUCAAGCUCGAAAUGCCUUACAGUGAAAUCCAUCAACUUGGGGAAGGAUUCAAGAAUUUUGAACAUUUGAAAGUUGUCAACUUAAGCCACUGUGAAUUCUUAACCAAAAUUCCUGACCUUUCAACAUCUCCAAACCUUGAGUGUUUAUUUAUUGACCAUUGUACAAAUUUAGCUGAGGUUCAUGAGUCUGUUGGGAAUCUCACUAGACUGGUUAAGCUGGACCUUCGAUUAUGUCGCAAACUCAGGAUUUUUCCAAGGAUUUUGAUGUCCAAAUAUUUUACAACACUCGAUUUUCAAGGCUGUUCGAGUCUCAAGAAUUUUCCCAGUAUUUUUGAAGAAAUGGAAUACUUGGAGUGUCUAGAUUUAUCUGGCACGGCUAUAACAGAGCUGUCUUCCUCAAUCGAGCUUUUUGUCUGUCUUAAAGAGUUAAACUUAUCAUCCUGCAGUAAGCUUAUGUGUAUUCCAUCUAACAUUUAUAAGCUAUUGAAUCUGGAAAAACUUCUUCUCGGUGGUUGCUCAAAACUCUCUAUGUUUCCGAAAAAUGUACCAUUUCCAAAUCCUGACCAAAGUCCAAAGUUCCUUGAUCUUUUCCUUCAAAUAUGUGGCAGUUUCCAAUUCCUCUUGUUAAAGUCCCUUGAGCUUCAAAAUUGUAAUCUAUCAGAAGCAAAUUUCCUCAUAGAUCCUCAGAACAACUUUUCCAUGCUCGAAAAUCUAGAUCUAUCUGGUAACAAAUUCAUAAUCCUUCCCUCCUUUCGAAACCUUUCAAACCUCUUUAUCCUUAACAUAUCUAAUUGCAAACUGCUUCGGAAAAUUCCAGAGCUUCCAAGUUGUCUAAAGAAACUUGAUGCAAGUAACUGCAAAUCAUUGGUUGAGACGCAGGGUGAGAUCAUGGCGAAGAUCAUUUCCAAUAAUAUCUCGGACAAUGUUACAUUGAAGAAUCUGAACCAAUUCUUAAAAUAUCAAGUCCAAGUUGAGCUUCCAGGAGACAAUAUUCCAGAUUGGUUUAGCAGGAAAAAGUUUGUAGAUGAUGAGCCCAUAUCCAUCAUUCUGACAUCAGAUACAGUGAAGAAAUUGACUGCAAUAUUUGUUUGUGUUGCUUGCAAAGUGGGGAACGAAGCUCUUGAAUUAUCACUAGAACUUUUCGACCAAAAUGAUUUUCUUUUGGGGUGCCUUGAAAGAAAAGUUUUCCAUAUCAAACCAGGCAAUAUGGGACUUCUUUAUCUCCCUGCUACUGUUAUUGCCAGCUUGUCUUCUCCGUUCUGUUCUACUAGUAAAUUUAGAGUCUCAUUUUCCGACCUGAAGAAAUCCAGAAAUGCUGUCAAAUCUAUGUGUGGAAUUCAUGUUCUAUGUGAUCAAAAUGAAACCUGGACUUAUCUUCGCCAUUUGCCACCAAAUAAGAGACGCUUUCCUGAUUUUCCUUUCGAAGACGCUGAAUACAUGUGGAGUUUGUGUCGUCCAGAAACAGAAAUCGAGAUGGAUGACUUGAUGGAAAUUCAACAGCUUUGUGACUGUUUACAUGUAACAGCAGGUAGAUGGAAGCAGCAGGCAUCAAAGAGGAUACAGAGUCUUUUCUUUCUCCGCAAGAAAGGCUCAAGUCUCACACUUUAUGCAUAUGGAAUCAUGGAUCACGAUCUUCCCUCUAGUACAUCUUCUUCUUCUUCUUCUUCUUCUUCUUCAAAUCCGCAGUGUGAUGUUUUCUUGAGUUUCAGAGGCACAGAUACACGCAAAAUUUUCACAGGGCAUCUUUAUAAUGCUUUGAGUCUUAGGGGAGUUGAGACUUUCAUUGACAAGGAGCUCAAAAGGGGAGAAGAAAUUUCACCUUCACUUAUUGACGCAAUUAAAGGAUAA
Ziziphus jujuba (common jujube) is the source of this 3192-nucleotide messenger RNA. Its product is annotated as disease resistance protein RPV1. Gene Ontology annotation, biological process: defense response; signal transduction. The transcript is spliced from 4 exons. The coding region runs from base 1 to 3192 and encodes 1063 amino acids. NCBI's taxonomy places the organism in Eukaryota, Viridiplantae, Streptophyta, Magnoliopsida, Rosales, Rhamnaceae. Gene Ontology annotation, molecular function: protein binding; ADP binding. The record is from RefSeq and is a predicted model, not a curated record.